ACGGGACACACACGAGCGCACGUCCCGAGGCCAACUCGAGAGCGUGGAGAGUCGAGAGCCCACCACCCGCGACCUAACCCGGUGACCUCUCUCCCCUCCCAGGCUCUCCCACCCACCUUUCUCCUCUCCUUCAUUCCUCCCCGUCCCGCGUCGCGUCCCACGCCGCCGCACCUCCGCGGCAGCGCUACUCCUCGCCGUGACGUCGGGGAGGCCUCGCUCGGGGGAGGGCUGCCUGCCUGCCUGGCUGGGUGUCAGUCGGCCGUAGAGGAGGAGGGGGGCGGAGGAGCUUGAUCUGGGGCACCUGCCCCCCCUCCCCUGCGCCGUCGGGAUGUACAUGCCGCCGCCGCCGCCCACCGGCGGCGCCGGCGAGCAGCCUAGGCUUUACCAGGUCUGGCGGGGAAGCAACGUAAGAAAUUUCUACCUGCCACCCGCUCUUCCUCUCCCCAUAUGCAGUGAUCCGUGAGAUGUUGAUGGAAGUGUAAUAAUCGAUUUUGCUCAGUACCUGUUGGGCUGUUGGUACUGUGCGGAUGCGUGGGCGAUUGCUUGAUUAGGGAAUUCAUUUACGGUCCUGGUCCAUGUUGUUGCUGUAGCUGCUGUGGUGGGAGUCCCGGUAUGCAGGGUGGAACAGAAGGGAGGGCGGAUUUUGUGUGCUUUAUAUUGUAGGUCAGGAAAACGAUGAGUAGCUCAUGCCCUGGACGGUUCUGUGAGCUUAAACCUUGAAAUGUAGGUACCUACUACAAAAACACACACACAUAGUUAUUCCCAUAUAUACAUAGUAGCAGAAAACGGGUCGAAGGCAGUGACUCUGAACGUCAUGGGGUGACCCCUGACGCCGACCCUGGGUACAUGGGGUGAUUUCUGACCUUGACUUGUUAUCUUGCAAUUAGCGCACCACGUUUCUCGAGACCUUGACUAAGGAACAUUGCGACUAUGGUUGCGCCAUAAUUUUUUAGUUAUAUGAGAGGAAUAAUUCCUUGAGCAGGAUGUUCAGUAGAAAUGUAGAAUUCCGUUGGAAUUGUUUUGUACUUGUAUACCAUCAGCAACUUAAUGAUGGCAUCGGCCUGUAAUGUAUAGUGCAUCUUAUUUGUAGUGCCUAACUAGUAGGGAUUUGAAAUGGUUUAUGAGGUUUUUUGGUGAAAAAUGAAAUGGGCAUCUAUACAAAGUCAAGCCAUAAGAUAAAGGCUGCCACGUGGAAACCUCAGUUCUUGAGUUACUGUUUCUUUGUUGUCAUGUGAAGUAUAAUCAUCCUUUGUUGUUGUUGUUUUUGACGAAAACAGGAGGGGAUGAGGAUUCCCCUACUGUAAGUUUAUGUAUAAUCACCUUUGUUGUUGUACCCUGAUCCCUUCGUGCCAGCAAUUAGAAACCAUAAAAGGAAGCAGGUAACAGGCUGCAGCACCAGUCUGGCAUGAGAUACAUGAGUUCACUGGAUUGGAGAUGGUCCAUCAGAAUUGGAAUGUUUUGGUUUAUAUGCUUCAAAUCUUCUGUUACAGUUUUAUACCUUUUCCUUGAUCAUUCAUUUGGCAUUGUCCGAAACUGACCCAUGCGUCUACUGGGGAAUGAACAGUUUUCUGGCUAUUGAUAGUAUUUUUAUGAACGGUGGCAGCAUGGUAUAUUUAUAUUUGUAUGAUUCCAUGUACCUUUGGCUUGAAUGUAUGUGUUUUUACAAGUUUGAAAAUAUACUUCUGCACUUCUGUAUUUAUUUUUUUAUCGAAAACACAGGAGAGCUACAUAUCAUUUCAUUAGAAGGAGAGAAAGGAGUACAGCAAAUAAAACACACAAACUUUGCCCUAAGGUAGCUCAAGUAACAUCAGCAGCCAUGAUUAACAUGAAUAAAACAACGACAAAAAAAAUACCUUCUACAUCCUGGCAGUGAGCAUGGUUAAACCUUUCACCCCAGCCAUGCUCCAAUGGCACAAUUUAUCCCAGCCAUGACUAAAACUGUUGGCAGGUGAGGGGCUUUCAAAUUGAACACACAAUCAUUUGAUUCAUUUCUAUGCUUCCAUAUGGUUCAAGCUCUUAAGAUAACUAGGGAAUUCAGACCCUUUCUGUGCGUAGGAUUCACUGACUUUAGAGCCUUGCUCUACCAAUCCAGGAAACCUCAGAUGGCUGGGGAGAGAGUGCAGCUAGUCCCUAGUCCCAUUCGCUGAAGUAGGAAAUAACAAAAUUGCCUUGCAAAGACACAAUUAAUGAGCAGAUGAUUGAUGGAUUCAUCCUCUUGAUGACAUAACAUGCAUAGGUCCAAAUAUGCGCCACCAACUACAUAAAAAAGGAGCAUUUGCUAGGCGCCCAGGCCUUCCAAAUAUCCUCCCAAGGCCCAAAGAGGAUAGAACCUUGAAAGGAAUUCUUCUUGCAGGGAAGAUUCAUAUUUGGGCCUGAUGUGAGAUCUGUGUUUCUCACUAUGAUCCUCAUCAUCGCACCAGUGGUUGUCUUCUGUCUGUUUGUUGCAAGGCAUCUCAUAAAUGAUUUCCCCGAUAGCUGGGGAAUCUCAGUGAUGGUAGUAGUGGUUGUCUUCACUAUUUAUGAUUUGACGUUGCUUCUUUGUACCUCUGGUAGAGAUCCUGGUAUAAUACCCCGGAAUUCUCAUCCUCCUGAACCUGAAUCCAUUGAUGGGAUCAACGACACGGGUGUUCAGACUCCACAACAAUUUCGUUUGCCUCGCACAAAGGAAGUACUUGUAAAUGGGAUCAGUGUACGGGUCAAAUACUGUGAUACUUGCAUGCUGUACCGACCACCUCGAUGCUCACACUGUUCCAUUUGCAAUAACUGUGUGGAACGGUUUGAUCAUCACUGUCCAUGGGUCGGCCAGUGCAUAGGACUGCGUAAUUAUCGGUUCUUCUAUAUGUUUGUAUUCUCGACGACAUUGCUCUGCCUCUAUGUAUUUGCCUUCUGUUGGGUGUAUGUGAUCAAGAUUAGAGCUGCUGAGCAAUCGUCAGUUUGGAAGGCCUUGCUGAAGACACCAGCAUCAGUUGCUCUGAUUAUCUACUGUUUUCUCUGUGUAUGGUUUGUGGGUGGUUUAUCUGUCUUCCAUUUAUACCUGAUGAGCACUAACCAGACAACAUAUGAGAAUUUCAGAUAUCGCUAUGAUCGGCGCGAUAACCCAUAUAACAAAGGUGUUCUGAACAAUUUUCUAGAGAUAUUCUGCACUGCUAUCCCCCCUUCGAAGAACAAUUUCCGGGCAAGGGUGACAGCGGGGCAAGGGCUGCAGCAAACGCGCUCACAGUCCAGGGGUUUCAUGAGCCCCAGCAUGGGCAAGCCCAUUGGAGAUCUUGAAAUGGACAGGAAGCCAGUAGCACCUUGGGACGAGCCAAGGACGGCGGCUGAUAUCAGGGACUUGGAAGCAGGGCUUGGGGUCAUGUUCGAUGAGAAAGAGGGCAGGGUAGCUCAUGCAUCCCCAGAUCUGAGCAGAGACCUUCCAGCAGAGUUCGUGGAAGGCCGAUCUGGUAUGCACUCGAGGCAGUCAAGCUGGGUUCAGAGAGGAGACGCAAUCGAAGCGUCGGCGGUGCAAAUGGCUAAUGCGCGCACCACGGAAGCUAGCAACAAUGUUGCCUGGAGCGGUACACAUUAACCCAAAAAAUGAUAAAAAGAAAAGGAGGAACUAUGGUGUGUUGGCGAUGUCUCCAAGUGAACCCCCGUGUGUUUGUUGCCACGUGUGCUGCUCCGGGUAAGGCCCUGGAUCAUUCUGUAAUGUAUAAAUCCUAAGCACAAGCUUGCUGCUAUUGUUUCAUCCCUGGUAGCGUACCAGGUCCCUGCGGCUGCUGCUGCUGUCUUGUGUGUGUUUGUUUGGGUGACAAAUUGAUGAAGUGGCCGACGAGCUUAAGCUCCCGCCAGGUUCGGAUGAUGUAUACAAAAUUGUUGUCAGGUUCCAACGGAUGCUGUGCUUGGUUUGCCACACCAGCGCUGCGUGCUUUGGGUACUCGCAAGUGGCAUCUGGGCACCCCGCUCCCAUGCAAACUUGUUCUUGGUGUAAGCCUGGAAAUCUGCUCUGUAUGGUUGGCAUUGUUGUAUUUGCAGAUGUGGACAUGGUACUUGCUA
Messenger RNA from Zea mays, 4032 nucleotides. RefSeq lists its product as uncharacterized. Gene Ontology annotation, cellular component: endoplasmic reticulum; Golgi apparatus. The transcript has 5 exons. Lineage: Eukaryota; Viridiplantae; Streptophyta; Magnoliopsida; Poales; Poaceae. Gene Ontology annotation, molecular function: protein-cysteine S-palmitoyltransferase activity. Gene Ontology annotation, biological process: peptidyl-L-cysteine S-palmitoylation; protein targeting to membrane. Bases 2399 to 3565 code for a protein of 388 amino acids. The record is from RefSeq and is a predicted model, not a curated record.